AUGGCUGAGAAGGACUCGACAACGAAGCACAGCCCUGUCCCUAUUCACAAGAAAUCAGAGGAGCAAGUCUCAACAGCUGGAGCUACUUCAUCUGCCCAAAUAGAGCAAGUCGAACAUGAGUCGGCUGAGAAGGUGGCGCAGAAAGUGCUCCGGGAAACCCAGAGAGCGGAUUCAGAUCCUCAGGGGCGAUCCCCGACAGGCACAAAUGAAUCUCUCGUGAAAGGGCUCUCAAACCCUGGACCUUUGGAUGUUAAUCAGGCGGUUCAACAAUACGGGUGGGAAAUGAGAUCUAAAAUGUCGCAGCAAGUCUACAACGUCAAAGCCGUGCCCGCCCUUCCUCCAGGUGAUUUCGACCUACAUAGGGCCAAGGAGGAAGGUUUCUCGCCAGAUACGCUCAAAUCUGCCAUUGAGCGGUUUUACGCAACGGUAGUAAUUGGGCUCAUUAACGCUUUCAAACAUUUUGUUCGACUGCGUUCGUCGAAAGAGACUCGGCGAACAGCAGCGUUCUGUGUGGUCUAUUUUGCUGCUUGGGUCCUGGACCUCAUAAUACCAACAGCUCUCAGCACGCUGCUCUUGUUAAUUUUUUUCCCUUCAUCUCGAAUCCUACUAUUUCCUCCGGUACCAAUAAGCCUAGUCAGUUGCGAAACUGGAGGUGCUCAACAACCGAAAGCCGGUGUAGUGGGAUCAAAGGGCACCGUCACAGGCGCUCCCGAGAAGUUCAAGGGUGAAGCAGUCGAGCAGGAGGCCAGCAAUUUGGUUUCAGGUGCCUCCCGUCUGGCUUUGGAAUGCGCUGGUGGAAAAUAUGACGACGAAGCACAGGCAGACGACAAAAAGGAAACCUCAUCUUUAGGAGAUCCUGCGAACAUCGUGUCUAAAAUAGCAGAUGCGGCAACGGCUUCCCGUGGCGGUACCCCCAGUGAGGAACAUGACAAGACCAAGGAGCUUAUGAUGGAGAUUAUCCGGGAAAAGGGCAAUACAGAUAACGGCACGUAUCUUGCGGGAUUAGGUUUCUUUGGGGAUCCGAUUAUCAGUAAAGCCACAGAACUAUUGGAUCGAAAGCCACGCAAUCCGACGCAGGCAAAAGGAGAAGGAGGAAAGCAACCAUCCUUAUAUAGUCUCAUAUUUAGAGGUGUACCAACAAACGCUCAACUUACCCUUACCAUCUUUCGAAUUGGAGAAGCGUGCGGCUAUCCCGUCCCAGCUCCCCCCGUUUCUUUGAAAUCAAAAACAUCAGAGUCUGUUUCCAUAGCAGAGGAAGAACUACCCCAGGAGUUCUUAGAUGCUGACAUCAACCCACAACCGCCAGAAGAUUCCAGCGAAACCGGAGAGGAAUCCCCAGCGAAGGCGGAGCGGGAAAAGAAAUCCUGGGAGGAGCCACCGCGGCCGGAGUUGAAACAAAGCUUGCUUAUGAUUACACCCAAAGCCGCUCUAGGGUCAAUGGCUUCGAAGCAGUACCUUGGAAUACUGCGCAAGAAACGCCAAUCUUCACAGUCGACCUCACCCACGACAUUUAGAGCAAGGUACAAGGGGCAGAAGGGAGGUAUCAUCAUCGCGUCGCGUCCUUCAACGGAACCAUUGAUGCUUUAUUUUACCACCGAACCUGGACAACAAUCCAAGGACAUUAGCAUCGAAGAAGGGAAGAAGAAAGGGACUAUCUUGUUUUCAAUUUCAAUUAACGAAAUUCAAGUAUUGAAGAAGAUUAGCGCUUUGGGAUGGACAGAGAAACUGCUUGUGGGAUGGUCAGAGCCUAACAAAGAGGUGGUUGACGGUUUGGUGAUCUUCGGGGAAGAACGCGGAGCAACAGUAUCAAGUCACAGCGAUCGGGCGAAGAGACUCUCUGUUUAA
This is a messenger RNA of Paracoccidioides brasiliensis Pb18, 1845 nucleotides long. RefSeq lists its product as uncharacterized. Bases 1 to 1845 code for a protein of 614 amino acids. The record is from RefSeq and is a predicted model, not a curated record. The transcript has 6 exons.